Rhinichthys klamathensis goyatoka is the source of this 1110-nucleotide messenger RNA. RefSeq names its product ELOVL fatty acid elongase 7b (gene elovl7b). Gene Ontology annotation, cellular component: endoplasmic reticulum; endoplasmic reticulum membrane. The record is from RefSeq and is a predicted model, not a curated record. The coding region runs from base 85 to 933 and encodes 282 amino acids. The transcript has 8 exons. Gene Ontology annotation, biological process: fatty acid elongation, saturated fatty acid; fatty acid elongation, monounsaturated fatty acid; very long-chain fatty acid biosynthetic process. Gene Ontology annotation, molecular function: fatty acid elongase activity. NCBI's taxonomy places the organism in Eukaryota, Metazoa, Chordata, Actinopteri, Cypriniformes, Leuciscidae.
ACCAGGAGCAGAUCUGAGGAGGGAGACCGUGGAAGGAGCAUAACCUCGGGGUUUAAAGAAGAGACGCCUAAAGACUCCUUCGACAUGGCUUUCAACACCCUGACCUCUCGAGCCGUUCUCCUGUAUGAUGAGUGGAUUAAGGAAGCUGAUCCACGGACUGGGAACUGGCUUCUCAUGGCCUCCCCGUUCCCUCAAACCAUCAUCAUCGCUGCCUACAUCUACUUCGUGACAUCACUGGGUCCCCGGCUAAUGGAAAACCGCAAGCCCUUCGACCUCAAGCGUAUCAUGAUCGUCUACAACUUCAGCAUUGUGGCGUUUUCCCUCUACAUGAUUUAUGAGUUUCUGAUGUCUGGUUGGGCGAACGGCUACACCUAUGGGUGUGACCUGGUCGAUUAUUCCAGUUCUCCUCAAGCUCUCCGGAUGGCAUGGACCUGCUGGCUGUACUAUUUCUCCAAGUUCAUUGAGAUGCUUGACACUAUUUUCUUUGUCCUGAGGAAAAAGAACAGCCAAGUUACUUUCCUUCACGUCUACCAUCACUCCAUCAUGCCCUUCACAUGGUGGUUCGGGGUCAAAUUCUCCGCAGGUGGUCUGGGAACUUUCCAUGCCCUGCUGAACUGCAUCGUCCAUGUCAUCAUGUACUCCUACUACGCUCUUUCUGCCAUGGGCCCGGCCUACCAGAAGUACCUGUGGUGGAAAAAGUACAUGACCACCAUCCAGCUGGUUCAGUUUGUGCUAAUCACGGCUCACAUCGGCCAGUUCUUCUUCAUGAAGGAAUGUCCUUACCAGUUCCCCGUCUUCCUCUACGUCAUCGGUCUCUAUGGCCUGAUCUUCCUGAUCCUGUUCGUCCACUUCUACUAUCACGCCUACACCAAGGGCAAGAGGCUUCCUAAAGUACUCCAGAACGGAAACUACCUUCUCAAAAAAUCUGAGUGAUCUCUUCCCUUGGCCAGCUAAACUUAGCUAUAACCUGUUAAGUGGGAAUAUUCCUUUUAUUUCAUGCGUUCAAGUUCCACUCCCCUGUUUUAUGUUAAAACUAAUGUGGAAAACCGCCACCCUAUCACUGGAUUUAACACUUCCGAAUUUGCACAUUGGUGUUUUUUUUACUAGAGA